This is a messenger RNA of Beta vulgaris subsp. vulgaris (sugar beet), 5849 nucleotides long. RefSeq names its product ABC transporter C family member 3. Lineage: Eukaryota; Viridiplantae; Streptophyta; Magnoliopsida; Caryophyllales; Amaranthaceae. The record is from RefSeq and is a predicted model, not a curated record. Gene Ontology annotation, cellular component: vacuolar membrane; plant-type vacuole. Gene Ontology annotation, biological process: transmembrane transport. Gene Ontology annotation, molecular function: ATP binding; ATP hydrolysis activity; ABC-type transporter activity.
UUAUUAUUAUUAAGUUAAGACGAAAAUAUAAAUUAGGAUUCCUUCCUCAUGAGGAAGCCUGGAUUAAGUACAUUUUAUUGGUUCAAUUUUAAGCUAUGGUAUGAAAAACUAGAGAAAUCCAAUAGAGGAAAAUGUAAGAAUUUGUUAUGUUUGCUGGGUAUUUGCCAUUUGGUUGAAGCAUGGAAAGAGGAGGAAAGGUAUCAAACGACAAUAAAGGAAAUAAGUAAUUAGUUUCAUUUCUUAUAGUCCAAAUAAAAUAAAUAAAAAUUAGCCAUGCGAUACAUGAACUUUGUUUAGGAUGGAAAACUUAUUAGGCCAACUUUGAACUUUCUUCACCAGAAAAUGCAUAUUAUUCUAAGUUAACUUAAGUUGGAAUUAUUUAAGAAAACCAAUCAAAAACAUAAUUGUUUAUGAAAAAAGCCUAAAUAGUAUCGCAAUAUGUAUGUGGAUGUCAACUAGCAUAGAGGUUAAUGUCUUGGAAAAUGGUAUCCAAUACUUAGAAUCAAAUCUUGUAUAUAUCAUAUGUCGUCGUGGCUAAAAAACUAAAUUAUUAUAUGUUGGAUUUUUUGUCCGAAAUUACUUUUAACUUUCAAGUUUUUGCGAGAAACUAUCUUAUAAAAAAUCGUUAUCUCAAACUACCUUAUUUUUACCAUUUUGUUGUUUACAGUUAACUCAUGCGGAUUUUCAACAUUGACUUUUGUUUUUUCCAUUGGGAUCCUGAUCACUCCAGAAUAUCCCCACUUCAUUUUUCAUCUCUUUUUUUCAUUUUUUUCUUGGGUGUGUAAAUUUGUACUUUAUUUUUUUCUCAUAAAAAUUAUUUUGUGGUUGAUGUUAAACCCUCACUCUCAAACCCAUUUUUUUUUCUUUUGACUCUUCUUUCCCACUACCCGCCCUUUCCUCCUUAAGUCUUAAUCACACUUUGAGUUUUGACUAUAAGUGUCAAGUUUCUGUACUCACUCAAAGAUCAAAUUUUUCCAUUGAAGAAAACACAAUCAACCAGUAAAAUGGACAUGGGUAUUUCAUCAAUCUCUUUUUCUUUCACUCACUUGAAAUACCCAGUUCAUAAUUUCCUUCAAAAUCCGAUCUUUUCGCGAGAAUUCUCUGUUUUUUUCAUACACCUAAUUCUGUUAUUUGGUCUAACUUAUUCUUGGCUGUGCAAAUUGUUUCAAAGAGUUAGCAACAACAAGUUCAAAGAUAGAAACUUUUGGUAUUAUAAACCUGUUUUUUUUCCUUCUUUAGGUCUUUCUUUAUAUAGUAUGGUAUUGUUUUGCUUGAAUUUUUUUUUGGUAUAAAAAUGGUUGGUCAGAUGAUAUGCUAACUACCCUUUUGGAUUUAGCAUUGAGAGUGUUAACUUGGUUGCUAGUUUCUAUUUACUUGCAUACUCAAUUUCAUAACCUCUCAAAUGGUGUAAUUCUUCCACUUUCUUUGAGAAUUUGGUGGGCUUUUUACCUUUUUGUUUCUUGUUAUUGCCUUGUGAUAGAAAUUAUCCAAUUUAGGAGGAACCAAGAUUUCCCAAUUCAAAUUUUGGUUUCUGAUAUUGUCUAUAGUAUAUCAGGAAUUAUUCUUUGUGGUGUUGGGUUUUGGGGGAAGGUUGCUGUUGAGGAUAGUGAUCUUCAAGAGCCCCUUUUGAAUGGUAACGGUAGAGUUGAUUCUAGUAUGAGUGAAGGGAAUGAAAGAAUUAGUCCUUAUACGAAUGCUGGUUUGCUUAGUACCCUAACUUUCACUUGGGUGGGUUCUUUAAUUUCCAAAGGCUAUAAGAAAACUUUGGACCUAGAGGAUGUACCUUCGUUUUCGGGCAUGGAUGAUGUUAGUGUAUCUCAUAUGGUUUUUAGAAAUUUUAUGGAUUCUGGUAGAGAGGAUAGUGAUAAGAAGGUGACAACUAUGCAGCUUGUGAAAUCUUUGAUCUUCACAACAUGGGUAGAUAUCCUAUUUACCGGUUUCCUUUGUGUUCUUAAGACAUUAGCAUCUUAUGUAGGUCCGUACCUCAUUGAUACCUUUGUCCAGUACCUUAAUGGGAGAAGGGAAUUUAAAAAUCAAGGCUUGUUUCUAGCUUCUGCAUUCUUCAUUGCUAAGCUUGUGGAAUGCCUUUCUCAGAGACAUUGGUUCUUUAGGCUUCAAGUAGUUGGGAUUAGGGCGAAGGCUAUGCUUAUAGAGAGCAUUUAUAAUAAGGCAUUAACCCUCUCGUGUCAAUCCAAGCAAGGUCAUACUAGUGGGGAGAUUAUCAACUUUAUAUCUGUUGAUGCCGAGAGAGUUGGUGAUUUUAGUUGGUACAUGCAUGAUCCUUGGAUGGUCAUAUUACAAAUUGUAUUGGCCUUGAUGAUCUUAUAUAAAAGUCUAGGUCUUGCAUCAAUUGCUACACUUGUUGCAACCGUGAUCAUUAUGCUGGCCAAUUUUCCUUUGUCAACACUGCUUGAGAAGUAUCAGGAAAUAAUGGAAUGCAAGGAUAAGAGAAUGAGCACAUCUGAGAUAUUGAAGAACAUGAGAAUCUUGAAGCUUCAAGCAUGGAGGCUGAAAUUCUUGUCAGGAUUGUUGAACUAAGAGAUAACGAGAAUAAAUUGGUUGAAGAAGUUCCUUUAUACUACUGCCAUAACAACUUUUGUGUUCUGGGGUGCCCCAACAUUUGUGUCCGUUAUUACUUUCGGGACAUGUAUGUUGAUAGGUAUCCCUCUUGAAUCAGGAAAGCUUUUGUCUGCACUUGCAACAUUUAGGAUGCUUCAGGGACCCAUUUACAAUCUCCCAGACACAAUAUCUAUGAUAAUUCAAACUAAAGUUUCCCUUGAUAGAAUUGCCUCUUUCCUUUGCCUUGAUGACUUGGAGCUGGAUACUGUAGAAAGACUUCCUAGGGGUACUUCUGAAGUUGCAAUAGAGAUAAAUGAAGGGAACUUCAGUUGGGAUUUAUCAGUCCCAAGUCCAUCAUUGACGGACAUCAAUCUUACAGUUCAACAUGGUAUGAGGGUGGCAGUUUGUGGUACAGUUGGUUCCGGCAAGUCAACCCUACUUUCUUGCAUUUUGGGAGAAGUACCGAAGAUAUCUGGUAUUCUAAGAUUGAGUGGUUCCAAGGCUUAUGUACCACAAUCCCCUUGGAUCCAGAGUGGCAAGAUAGUCGAUAACAUUUUGUUUGGCCAGGAAAUGGAUCGUGAAAGGUAUGAUAGGGUCCUGGAGGCAUGUUCUUUGAAGAAAGAUCUAGAAAUCUUAUCUUUCGGAGACCAGACUAUUAUUGGUGAGAGGGGUAUCAAUCUGAGUGGUGGUCAAAAGCAAAGGAUACAAAUUGCUCGUGCUUUAUACAAAGAUGCUGACAUAUAUCUGUUUGAUGAUCCUUUUAGUGCUGUUGAUGCGCACACGGGUAGUCAUCUCUUCAAGGAAUGUCUGCUUGGUCUUUUAGGAUCGAAGACUGUGAUAUAUGUCACACAUCAAGUGGAGUUCUUACCUACUGCAGAUUUAAUCUUGGUCAUGAAGAAGGGGAGGAUACUGCAAGCAGGAAAAUACAAUGAUAUUCUUGCUUCAGGCACAGACUUCAUGGAACUUGUGGGAGCACACAAAAAAGCCUUAUCUGCAAUUGAUUCAACUGAGCCUGGAGUAAUAAAUCCAAUUAAUAAUGAGGCAGAUAGUGAUAAGAAAGCUUUAGAAGAGGAGAGCAAUGUUGGCAAUGUUGGAAAAGUCGAUGAUAUGACGGUGCCUAAGGGACAACUUGUUCAAGAAGAGGAAAGAGAGAAGGGUAGAGUUGGACUUAUAGUGUAUUGGAAAUAUAUCACAACAGCAUAUGGGGGAGCAUUGGUACCAUUCAUAUUGCUGGCUCAAAUUCUUUUCCAAACUCUUCAAAUCUUGAGCAAUUACUGGAUGGCUUGGGCAACGCCUGUCUCCUCUGAUGCUAAACCAACAGUUGAUGGGAAAACUUUAAUACUUGUCUAUGUUGCUUUGGCCAUUGGAAGCGCCUUUUGUAUCCUAGCAAGGGCAACUCUCCUUAUGACAGCUGCAUAUAAAACAGCUACUUCACUUUUUAGUAAGAUGCAUUCUUGCAUUUUCCGUGCUCCAAUGUCAUUUUUUGAUUCUACCCCAAGCGGGCGGAUCUUAAACCGGGCAUCUACAGAUCAGAGCGCUGUGGAUAUGGACAUUGCAUCUCAAGUUGGUUCAUUUGCAUUCGCGUUGAUACAACUUCUCGGAAUCAUUGUGGUGAUGUCACAAGUUGCAUGGCAGGUUUUCGUGAUUUUUAUCCCCGUCAUUGCAAUUUCUCUUUGGUAUCAGCAAUAUUACAUACCCUCUGCACGAGAACUUUGUCGAUUGGUUGGAUUAACAAAAGCUCCAGUGAUACAGCAUUUCGCCGAGACUAUAUCUGGAGCAACAACUAUUAGGAGCUUCGAUCAAGAAUCGCGAUUCGUUAAAACAAGCAUGAAGCUAGUAAAUGGAUUCUCAAGGCCCAAGUUUUACAACGCUGCUGCAACGGAAUGGCUUUGCAUUCGCUUGGACUUGUUGUCUUCAAUUACAUUUGCUGCCUCAUUGAUAUUUCUCAUCUCGAUUCCUGUAGGAUUGAUUGAUCCUGGAAUUGCUGGUUUAACUGUUACAUAUGGGCUAAAUCUGAACAUGGUACAAAGCUGGGUGAUAUGGAAUUUAUGCAAAAUGGAGAAUAAAAUCAUCUCAGUUGAGAGGAUCCUUCAGUAUACUUCUAUCCCAAGUGAACCUCCCCUUAUUAUUGAAGAAACUAGGCCAGACCCGUUUUGGCCUUCUCAUGGAGAAGUCAAUGUUCAAGACCUUCAGAUUCGUUAUGCGCCACAUAUGCCACUUGUGUUACGGGGUAUUACAUGCGUCUUUCAAGGGGGAAAGAAGACGGGCAUUGUAGGGAGGACAGGAAGUGGUAAAUCUACCCUCAUCCAGGCACUUUUUCGCAUCGUUGAACCUGCAGCUGGAAAGAUAACAUUAGAUGGUGUCAACAUAUCUUCCAUUGGACUGCAUGAUUUACGGUCCAGAUUAAGUAUAAUACCACAGGAUCCCACAAUGUUCGAAGGAACUGUACGGAGCAACUUGGAUCCCCUUGAAGAAUACUCUGAUGAACAGAUUUGGGAGGCCCUUGACAAAUGCCAACUUGGAGAUGAUAUUAGAAAGAAAGAAGGGAAGCUUGACUCAAUAGUUACAGAGAAUGGAGAGAAUUGGAGCAUGGGGCAAAGGCAGCUUGUAUGUCUAGGCCGGGUGCUUCUUAAGAGAAGCAAAGUAUUGAUUCUAGAUGAAGCAACUGCAUCCGUCGACACAGCAACAGAUAAUUUGAUUCAGCAUACACUCAGGGAACAUUUCUCAGAUUCAACGGUUAUAAUCAUCGCUCAUCGGAUUACUUCUGUUAUUGAUAGUGAUAUGGUAGUGCUUUUAAGUCACGGGCUUGUUGAGGAAUGCGAUUCUCCUUUGAAGUUGCUAGAAAACAAGUCAUCGUCGUUUGCUAAACUCGUUGCAGAGUAUUCGACAAGAUCUUUAUCAAACUCAGAGAAAACAUCUUAACACCAUAGUGAAGUUUCUAGGAGAGCUCGGCUAUAAUGCUUGAAAAGAGAUGAUGACGAAAAUCACCGAAAUUUUGAAUACUUUGUUCCAUAUUACUUGCAACACUUUGAACAAAAACUCUCACAUUUCUGGUUAAAGUGUUGCAAGUAAUUUAGAACGGAGGAAGUAGACUAUUAUAUACUUGUACAGAAAGUAAGAUUGGAGAGAAUGUGGCGGUAGUUCAUAAUGUCAAAAUGCAUUUAAGGAAAAGGUGUUAGAAAAAAGUAUCAAACUUCUUGUGUUUUAGUUUGGUUGCAUUCUUAUUGGUAGGCAAUUUACAAUUGCAUUGUAUUUGUGUAACCUAAUAAACAGGCUAUUGUUAGGGUCUA